Onthophagus taurus is the source of this 2161-nucleotide messenger RNA. RefSeq names its product serine/threonine receptor kinase thickveins (gene tkv). NCBI's taxonomy places the organism in Eukaryota, Metazoa, Arthropoda, Insecta, Coleoptera, Scarabaeidae. Gene Ontology annotation, biological process: cellular response to growth factor stimulus; cell surface receptor protein serine/threonine kinase signaling pathway; protein phosphorylation. Gene Ontology annotation, cellular component: signaling receptor complex; plasma membrane. Gene Ontology annotation, molecular function: ATP binding; transmembrane receptor protein serine/threonine kinase activity. The record is from RefSeq and is a predicted model, not a curated record.
UCAGUCGAUGCGCAAACGUGGUGUGGUGCGUGUCGAAGCCUGGAGACUCUCACGCGAUUUUCUCCUAUACAACUAAUAAAUACGUGGGUCGGUAGACGCGAAAUGAUUUGCUUUUGCCGGUCGAGAUCAUUUCUUUUCACGUUUCGCGUACACCUAACGAUUUACUUUCGGAAAUUAUACGAAUCGUAGCAAAAAAAAAAAGAACUCUAUAGCAAAAUCCUGUGAUAUAAUUUAAAAGUGAACUGAUAAAAUAGUUUUAGUGAUCGAUACAUGUGAUUUUGAUGUUUAUUUGAGUCGAGAUGAGUCUGAAAAGGAAAAGGAACAUGAAAAGGCUACGUCAGAAUGUGAGAAGAUGUUAUUGCCAAGGUCACUGCCCGGAUAACCAAACGAAUGGGACUUGCGAAAUAAAGCAGGGUGGAAUGUGUUUUACUGCCGUGGAAAUCGAACAAGAUGAAACUACAGGGAAUUACGAGGCGGAAUUUACGUACGGAUGUCUUCCCGAUGAGGAAGGCGGUCUUAUGCAGUGUAAAGGUUCUUUAGUACCUCACCGUCAAAUGAAAGUAAUCGAAUGCUGUAACGGAUCCGAUAAUUGCAACAAAGAUUUAAUCCCAAAAUACGAAUUACCAAGCACGACGCAAGAACCCAGUUUUUUCAACACCCCCGAAAGUAUACCGUUAAUGGUACUUUUCACCUCGAUAACCGCCUGUAUAAUAUUCCUUUUGGCCGUAAUAGCCUGUUUAUACAUCCAUUUCCGACGGAAGGAAUUAAAAAGAGGCAGCCCUUAUUAUUUGAAAAAAUCCCCCGAUCAAUACCCCAUUGAUAUCCACGUAAACGACACUUUCGCUAACAUUUUGGAUCCAUCCAGCGGUUCCGGUUCGGGUCUUCCCAUGCUCGUGCAACGAACGAUAUCGAAACAAAUCCAUUUGGUACAUACGAUCGGAAGAGGGAGGUAUGGUGAAGUUUGGUUGGCGAGGUGGAGGGACCAAAAAGUCGCCGUUAAAGUGUUUUUUACAACUGAAGAACACUCUUGGUUUCGAGAAACCGAAAUUUAUCAAACGGUUUUGAUGCGACACGAAAAUAUUUUAGGAUUUAUAGCUGCCGAUAUAAAAGGAACCGGUUCUUGGACGCAAAUGUGGUUAAUCACGGAUUAUCACGAAUACGGCUCGUUAUAUGAUUAUUUACAAAAUCAUGUUUUGGAUACGAAUUCUUUAUUGAUAAUGGCUCAAACCGUCGUUUCCGGUUUAACUCACCUUCACACUGAGAUUUUCAGUACUCGAGGUAAACCGGCGAUAGCGCAUCGAGAUAUUAAAUCGAAAAAUAUUCUCGUUAAGAAAAACGGGGAGUGCGUUAUAGCCGAUUUUGGAUUGGCUGUAAAAUAUUGUAGCGAUACGAAUUUAAUCGAUGUGCCGGUUAAGAAUGAACGAAGUGGUACAAAGAGGUACAUGGCGCCGGAAAUACUCGACGGUACAAUUAAUCCUGCGAAUUUCGAUGCCCAUAAAAUGGCGGAUAUUUACUCUUUGGGCUUGGUCCUUUGGGAAAUGCUAAAAAGAACCGCAACCGGUGAUAAAUUAUCGUCGGCGGAAGAUUAUUGUCUUCCUUAUUACGACUGCGUGCCGAACGAUCCCAGUUUUGAAGAGAUGCAACAAGUGGUGUGCGUGAAAAAAGUUCGACCGGAAAUAUCGACGCGAUGGUCAAAAGACGAUGUAUUAUCAUCGGUUUCGCGCGUGAUGCAAGAGUGUUGGCACGCGAAUCCCCUCGUAAGGCUGACGGCGUUACGUGUUAAAAAGACUUUGGCCAAACUUGAAGUGGAUCCAAAUGUAAAAAUUGUUUAAAAAACACUUUAAUUUUAUUAUUAUUAAUUUUUUUUGUUGUUAUUGUCUUCCUCUUUUUUUUUAAAGAAGUUAUAUAUUGUUAAGGAGUUGUAGUUCGGACAGAAAAAAAGAGUGGGGGGGAAAUUAUAGUUUUUUUCCCCCCGUUGUGUUGUAUAUAUUAGAGCUAUUAAGGACUAUUAAUUAAUGUUAUUUAAAUCAAAAGAUAAAAUUUGAGCCCAGAAAUAAAUAAUAAAAUAAGUUUUUUUUUGUAAAUAGGACGACUGUCAGCUAUAACUUCCAUCUUAACUUUUAACUCAAAAAUAAAAAAAAUAGAAUAUCAUUAAGUGCCA